This is a messenger RNA of Aspergillus pseudonomiae, 661 nucleotides long. RefSeq names its product DNA-binding protein. The coding region runs from base 94 to 504 and encodes 136 amino acids. Lineage: Eukaryota; Fungi; Ascomycota; Eurotiomycetes; Eurotiales; Aspergillaceae. The transcript is spliced from 5 exons. The record is from RefSeq and is a predicted model, not a curated record. Gene Ontology annotation, molecular function: DNA binding. Gene Ontology annotation, cellular component: cytosol; nucleus.
GGAAGUGUUCUAGACUAUCCACGGCCUUUUGUGUCUAACCCAACUGUGUCCAUCACCUUGUACUAUAAUCACCUAACUAGUCAAUAAAGAACCAUGGCCGACGCAGAGCUGGAAGAGAUCAGGAGAGCCCGUCUGGCACAGCUUCAGCAGCAGCAGGGAGGUGGACCACGAGGUGGUGCCGUUCCAGACGGCCAGGAUGAUCAGAGGAAACAAGCAGAAGCCGAACGUCGCUCGGCGAUUCUGAACCAGAUCCUCGAACCCGAAGCCGCCGACCGCCUAGGCCGCAUUCGCCUCGUGAAAGAGUCGCGCGCCGCCGAUAUUGAGAACCGGCUGCUCAUGUUGGCACAGACAGGCCAAUUGCGACAAAAGGUUUCGGAGGAUCAGCUCAAGCAGCUCCUGAAUGCUGUGGCUGAGAACCAGCGCAAGGAUGAGGAAGAGCAUAAGGUUGUAUUCAAUCGGCGUAAAGGAGGCUGGGAUGACGAUGAUGAUUUGUUGGAUUUGUGAAAAGUCGAAUUGCAAAACAGCGAAUGUUGCUUAAACCUAAACAAACUGGUCCUAGGCGUUUGCGGUCGGUAUAUGGUGCAAUUCUUCGACAGCACUCUACCCCAUUAAUACUCAACCAUAUAUUAACACCUUGCUUAAUUGACAAAAGGAUUGGUUU